AUGGCUGACCCGAUGUAUCACGCAAUGGGCCAGGGUGCUGGUGACGACCCGGCCAACCCUCACACUCAACACCCAGCAGCCUACCCUCCCGGGACAGCUCCUCCACAACCAGGAGCUCCGGCUCCCUACCAGGACACGUCGCCAAACCAGUGGCCACCCUAUGGCUCCCCUCAACAGCAUUAUCAGCCCCAUGGCGCUGAAGCAAACCCGAACGUGGCAGGACUCGCCUCUCAGAUGAGUGGAUUGGGGAUUGCCGCUGAUGCUGGAGCGAGGACACACCGCAAGAAACAUCGGCAUGCCCACCAUGAAAUUGGGACUGGCACAGCAGCAGCCCCUGCGCAACAAGGCUUCAGCAAUACCAUGGCUCCUGGAGGUGAACAACCGACAUCUCAGUUCCUCAACACCGGCUUGAAUCAAGCUCCGCAACCAGUGUCUCCAGGCGUUCCCUCUCAUCCAGCACCCGGGAUGGCCUCACAGCCCGGGGUGCCCAGUGGAGCAGAGUCCGUGCCGACACAAGGUCGGAUUGAUCCCGAGCAGAUUCCCAGCAUCCCGCGAUCGCGCGACCUGCCCGCACAGUACUACUUCAAUCAUGUGUACCCGACGAUGGAUCGCCAUCUGCCUCCACCCGCGUCGAUCCCGUUCGUGGCUCACGACCAAGGCAAUUCCUCCCCCAAGUACGCCCGUCUAACGCUCAACAACAUCCCCUCGACCUCUGACUUUCUUUCAUCCACUGGGCUGCCGCUGGGCAUGGUCCUGCAACCACUUGCCCCUCUAGACCCCGGCGAGCAACCCAUCCCAGUGCUGGAUUUUGGGGAUGUUGGACCCCCGCGAUGCCGACGAUGCCGCACAUAUAUCAAUCCCUUCAUGUCUUUCCGGGCCGGUGGUAGCAAGUUUGUCUGCAACAUGUGUACCUUCCCGAACGAUACGCCGGCAGAGUACUACGCACCCCUAGACCCGUCAGGCGCUCGUGUCGAUCGUAUGCAGCGACCGGAGUUGAUGAUGGGCACGGUGGAAUUCUUGGUGCCGAAGGAAUAUUGGAACAAGGAGCCCGGUGUUUGCGACGGCAUUGCGGAGGCAUUAUAUGGCGAAGAUCUGGCUGCGGACGGCUCCGAGGGCGACGAGUCUAAAGCUCGAAAGCUACCGGCCGAAGCCAAGAUCGGCAUUGUUACAUUUGAUAAGGAGGUGCAUUUUUACAAUCUUACGGCAACAUUGGAUGGAGCGCAAAUGAUGGUAAUGACCGAUCUGGAAGAACCUUUUGUGCCCUUGAGCGAAGGCCUUUUCGUUGACCCAUAUGAGUCGAAAUCUGUGAUUACCUCCCUCUUGAAUCGCAUACCCAAUCUCUUUUCUCAGAUUAAAAACCCCGACCCCGCUCUUCUUCCGACUUUAGAAGCCGCCCUCUCAGCUCUACAGCCUACAGGAGGCAAGAUUGUUUGUUCGGUGGCAAGCUUGCCGACGUGGGGCCCUGGGCAUCUGUCUAUGCGGGAAGAUCCCAAACUCCAUGGCACGGAUGCGGAACGCAAACUGUUCACUACUGAGGAUGCAGCGUGGAAGAAGACCGCAAGUAAACUGGCGGAGGCAGGCGUUGGCGUUGAUUUCUUCAUUGCGUCGCCAGGUGGCGCGUACAUGGAUGUUGCGACCGUCGGAUACGUGUCGAGCCUCACUGGAGGCGAGACCUUUUUCUACCCUAAUUUCCAUGCCCCGCGAGACCUGCUCAAGGUGCGGCACGAAUUGGCACAUGCUGUCAAACGAGAGACAGGCUAUCAAUGCUUAAUGAAGGUUCGGUGCUCGAACGGCCUUCAGGUGUCUUCUUAUCACGGCAAUUUCGUGCAGCAUGCUCUUGGCGCUGACCUCGAGAUUGGCGGGAUCGAUGCAGAGAAAGCUAUUGGUGUGAUUUUCAGCUAUGAUGGCAAGCUUGACCCCAAGUUGGAUGCACACUUCCAAGCUGCGUUGUUGUAUACCUCUGCGGAUGGCCAGCGCCGUGUCCGGUGCAUCAACGUCGUGGCAGCUGUAAAUGACGGUGGCAUGGAGACGAUGAAAUUCGUAGAUCAAGAUGCCGUUGUGGCUGUUAUCGCCAAGGAGGCUGCCUCGAAAACACUUGACAAGACCCUCAAGGACAUUCGAGCCAAUAUCUCCGAGAAGACCGUUGACAUCUUUAGCGGAUACCGCAAGAUCUUCUCUGGAUCGCACCCCCCUGGCCAACUGGUCCUGCCAGAGAACCUCAAAGAGUUCUCUAUGUACAUGCUUAGUUUAAUUAAGUCGAGGGCAUUCAAAGGUGGCACUGAGUCGUCAGACCGGCGCGUUCACGACAUGCGCAUGAUCCGAUCAUUCGGCUGUACCGAGCUCUCGCUCUAUCUAUACCCCCGCAUCAUUGCCAUCCACAACAUGCAGCCCGAGGAUGGAUUCCCCAACGAGCACGGCCAGCUUCAAGUGCCGCCCUCCCUGCGGGCCAGUUUCUCCAAAAUCGAAGAAGGCGGUGCCUACCUGGUUGACAAUGGGCAAGGUAUCAUCUUGUGGCUGCAUGCCCAGGUCUCGCCUAAUCUCCUCGAGGAUCUGUUCGGGCCGGGGCACAACUCUUUGCAAGAGAUGAACCCCAACAUCUCGUCGCUGCCUGUCCUGGACACACACCUAAACGCGCAAGUGCGGAACCUGCUACAGUACUUCUCCACGGUGCGCGGGUCGAAGGCCGUUGUCAUUCAGUUGGCCCGACAAGGGCUGGAUGGGGCGGAGUAUGAAUUUGCCCGUAUGCUUUUGGAGGACCGGAACAACGAGGCCCAGAGCUACGUGGACUGGCUGGUACACACGCACCGGCAGAUCAACCUUGAGCUGGCCGGUCAUCGCAAGAAGGAGGAGUCCACCAACGAGGGCACAUUGGCUAGUCUGUCGGCUAUGCGAGCGCCGUAUUGGUAA
This is a messenger RNA of Penicillium macrosclerotiorum, 2907 nucleotides long. Its product is annotated as Sec23/Sec24 family protein. Gene Ontology annotation, biological process: endoplasmic reticulum to Golgi vesicle-mediated transport; intracellular protein transport; COPII-coated vesicle cargo loading. Gene Ontology annotation, cellular component: COPII vesicle coat; endoplasmic reticulum exit site. Lineage: Eukaryota; Fungi; Ascomycota; Eurotiomycetes; Eurotiales; Aspergillaceae. Bases 1 to 2907 code for a protein of 968 amino acids. The transcript is spliced from 7 exons. The record is from RefSeq and is a predicted model, not a curated record. Gene Ontology annotation, molecular function: SNARE binding; zinc ion binding.